Molecule: messenger RNA, 576 nt
Organism: Protopolystoma xenopodis
Lineage: Eukaryota; Metazoa; Platyhelminthes; Monogenea; Polystomatidea; Polystomatidae
Source: the annotation of a GenBank genome assembly
AUGGCACUUUCCUCCAGGUCCAGAGUGGGCAUUUCAACAUCCCCCGACAUAACUUCUGCGCUUGCCGAGACCGCCGACUUGAGUGCUCCGUUUAAGCGUGAUAGUGACAACAGCAGCAUCAGUGAUCUCAAUCACACUCAGCUUGAUACACGGUCACAAGCCAUACGACCCGUUUGGCCUGUUCUGCACUGGAGUCUGCUGGUCAUCUCGGCUUGUUUCGUCUGCAGUCUCUUCACAAGUCUCAUCUGGCUAGCUAUUUUCUAUCUGUUCAGUCGAACCGGUGAUCAGAGCAAAUCUUCAUGCUCACCUUGGGACUGCCUGAGAAGGUGUAACAUCGGCUGCUAUUCCUCAGGUUCUGUGUUUGAUUGUGCCCCGGACUGGCGGAAUCAAGUGGUCCCGUGCAACCGGAUUUCGGCCAACUACUCCGGACCCACAAGGACGAGAAAUGCAUACAGAGCAGAUAAUAUAGGAGACGUCAGGGAUGACGAUACGAGCAGGAAGGUGUGUCCAACGUCAGUGCAAUCAGAAGAGAUCUCAGCUAUGAGUAUGUUUACUCUUAUAGCAAUAAUAAAUUAG